Messenger RNA from Camellia sinensis, 636 nucleotides. NCBI's taxonomy places the organism in Eukaryota, Viridiplantae, Streptophyta, Magnoliopsida, Ericales, Theaceae. The record is from RefSeq and is a predicted model, not a curated record.
AUGUUCUGUGCUGGUUGGACUACUACUAGAGAAGCAAACACAGGGUUUGGAGGAACUCCAUGUGCCUCAGGGCCUCUUGGUCCAUAUAGAGGUGCAUUUAGGACUAACUACCCUCGUUUAAAUCCUUCCAACCUCCUGGGUGCAAAUUCAAACACAAGAUAUAGGGAUGAGUACAUGGGUCAGGAUAACAGGAGGAGAAGUUGCAACAGAAGUAGGGGUAGAUAUAACCGUGACGGGCACUGGGAAAGGGAGAGAGAUUAUCGUCAUCAAAGUAGAAGCCACGAUGGAAGUCCUGAUUAUCACAAAGACCAUGGGAGAGGUAGAUAUGAUGAUGAGAGACGCAGUCGAAGUCGGUCAUAUGGAAGUGCCUCUCCUGCUCGUUGUAGCCCUAGUCCUCGCAGGAACCCCUCUCCACGUAAGACACCACCAUCUAGGGGUGGAAGUCCUGAUGAGCGCAAUCGCAAAGUACGCUCACCUACUCCAAAGAGUGUUUCACCACAUGGUAGAGCUACUGAUUCUCGAAGUCCAUCUCCACGUUCUGAUGCUGAUGUGACAACCUCCUUUCUAAGAUUGAUUGCAUCCAGAAGCUUGUGGUCUAAUUGGUUUUUGGGAAUUUUGUUUGUAGGAAUGAGAUAG